Molecule: messenger RNA, 1879 nt
Organism: Anolis carolinensis (green anole)
Lineage: Eukaryota; Metazoa; Chordata; Lepidosauria; Squamata; Anolidae
Gene: mlf2
Product: myeloid leukemia factor 2
Exons: 9
Coding region: 421-1152 (243 amino acids)
Biological process (GO): regulation of DNA-templated transcription
Cellular component (GO): cytoplasm; nucleus
Source: RefSeq, a predicted model, not a curated record
ACAUCACAUCCUGCUCAGGCCUUGUUGUGGGUUUUCUUCGGAAAAGGAGAAAAAUAUCCUUUCGGUGUGAGCGGGGGUUUCCCUCGGAGGGUUUGGGAUUUUUCUCUGAGGGAGAAGCGGGUCCGGGAGGGAGGGAGGCCUUCCUUCGCCCUGUUUGCCGGGAGGCCGGAGGAAGAGGAGGAGGAGGAGAACAAAGAGGCUCUCCUUAGAGCAGCAGCUGCUGCCCAUUCGCAACAAAGGGCGUCUUGUGUGGGGGAAGAAGAAGAAGACAAGGAAGGGAUGCAGCAGCAGCAGUCAUCAUAAUCCGGGUCCCUGUGGCGGCUGGGCGGCAUCCCGGGAGCGCGCGGAGAAGGAGCAGCAGCAGCAGCAGCAACAACAAAGGACCCCCCUCCCAGAUCCCACCCUGCAUUCAAAAGCAUUAUGUUCCGGUUCAUGAGAGAUGGUGAGCCAGAAGAUCCAAUGUUUAUGAUGGACCCUCUUGCUAUCCACCAGCAACAUGUGAACCGUGUGCUCUCGGGUGGAUUUGGCUACAGCCCUUUCCUCAGCAUUGGCAAUGGGACAGUACCUGGAACACGUCCUGCUAGCCGAAGAAUGCAGGCAGGAGCUGUUUCGCCCUUUGGGAUGGUAGGAAUGACAGGUGGCUUUAUGGAUAUGUUUGGAAUGAUGAACGACAUGAUUGGGAACAUGGAACACAUGACAAGUGGUGCCAACUGCCAGACAUUUACCUCCUCAACUGUUAUAUCCUACUCAAAUAUGGGGGAUGCCCCCAAAGUCUAUCAGGAGACCUCAGAAACACGCUCUGCACCUGGAGGGAUUCGAGAGACCAGGCGAACGGUGCGAGACUCAGACAGUGGCCUGGAGCAGAUGUCCAUAGGCCACCACAUCCGGGAACGUGCACACAUCAUGCAGCGGUCACGCAACCAUCGCACAGGUGACCAAGAGGAAAGGCAAGACUAUAUCAAUUUGGAUGAAAAUGAUGCCGCUGCAUUUGAUGACGAAUGGAGGCGGGAGACGUCCCGCUACCGGACGCAGAGGGCAUUGGAUUAUCGGCGUCACGAGGGAAGCAAUGGCCACAGGGCCGAGGGGACCCGUCUUGCAAUUCAAGGACCAGAGGAGUCUCCCACCAGACAGUCACGCCGGUAUGACUGGUGAAUCUGAAGCAGACUUAAGGGGGGUGCGAUGCUGUCACCCCCAGAUUCACCUUCAUGCUCUUGUACAGACAGUGAAACUCUGAUGGCGAAGCCCUCACAAAACAUCACUUGGACCUUCCUCAAAUUGAAUACUAGCUUCCUGCCCCUAAGAUUUAAAUUAAGUGACUAACUCUGCACAGUUGUACUCCUUGCGUAGAGCAGGCGGCCAAGGGAAGUGUGAGGGACCUUGUCCAUGAAUGAGUGACACACCAGUUUUCCUGCUUUUUCCUCUUAACUCCUCCCUGCCCUUCAUUGAGCUCCUUAGCCCCAAUCCUUAGUGUUUUGUGGGGGGGAGGGGGGGAGCAGGAGUAACCUCCCUGAGUUUUUGCCAUCCCGUUUCUAUUUCCUGCUCCAAGUUUGGCUGGCUCUGGAGUUUGUAUUUAAUCUCACCUCCCACCUCAAGCAGCAACUGCGUUAGAAAAUCUGUUGCCCUGCUAUUACUUUCAAGCACUUGGGAAAUAACCUUUAGUUGCCUCUGCUCUCCGCCUGCCUACAUGUCUGCCUGCCCUGGAAAUGGGAUAUGUAUGGAACAGCGCAAGGGAUCAGGUGAGGUGUAGAUAAACCGAACAGGCCCUACCUCUCUGCCCAAUCCAGUCAGCUCCCCAUCUUAUAAAAUUUGAUUUUGUGAAACUUGUAACUAGAUGUUUACUGAGCUGAAUAAAGAAAUGAAACCUGUAAAGCAAAUAGAA